Messenger RNA from Cryptomeria japonica (Japanese cedar), 3165 nucleotides. RefSeq names its product pentatricopeptide repeat-containing protein At1g71060, mitochondrial. The record is from RefSeq and is a predicted model, not a curated record. Gene Ontology annotation, molecular function: protein binding. NCBI's taxonomy places the organism in Eukaryota, Viridiplantae, Streptophyta, Pinopsida, Cupressales, Cupressaceae. The transcript has 6 exons. The coding region runs from base 709 to 2364 and encodes 551 amino acids.
AUGCAUUCUCUUUCUAUAGUCUUAAAUAGGAGAGAGAGAGGUAGAGAUUGAAAAUAUGUUUUACAAUCGCCAAUCGCCACCCGUGGCGAUAGCAGGACCAGCUUUAAAAAAACAGUCCCAGUUAAAACAAUCGCCAAAAAUAUGUGAGCAUUAGCUAUUACUACCUGCGAGAAUGAAACUCAUAUUCUGGCAAAUUAAUCUCCGAAUCAUAGUGUGCUGCAUCAUCGGCUCUGUUACCAGGGCAAAAAACUUGUGUGCCACUUUUAAUGACGGGAAAAAAAUGCGGGUCACUUUUGUAACGAUCUUAGAAGGCCAAACGUUAAUGCAAGGCAUCCACUUCCUCAUUUUUUCAAGAUUUUUGUCGAAAAAGGAAGGUUGUUGAAGGGAUCACGUUUUAAUGAUUUCCAAGGGCGCAAAAACAAUAAUGACAUCUUUCAUAUCCUGCGAAAAUUUACCAGCAACACGCACCCGGCAUUGUACAUGGGGAGUAUUUGUCUUUAACAUUAGGAGAAUGGUCAGUAGGGCUUGAAUCCGUGGCUUUAUAAUGGCCAUAACUCUGUCUUGCCGCUAGCCCAUAGCCUGCUGAAUCUAUUGGUGCUGUUUGGUUAUCUUGUUUUUCUUUUUCUUCUUUAAGAUGCGGUGUGAUUGGUAACCAUGAUAAUAUGAUCUGUGCAUAGCAGAGCAGGCCAUUGACAUGGCCAUGGACAGAUGAACGUCAGGAAUAGGCUCCUUCAGAGGACCAUGGUGGAAUGUCUAUGGCAGGCACCUGUUUUGUCAGUUCUUCCCUCAUCAGCUGUUUUGUGGGAUUCAUUGGUUCAAUUCUCUGUAAGGGUAUUUUCAGGUUUUGCAGCAAACAGACUUGGAGAUAGAGAGGCCCAUGUGAGACAAGACACAAAGGAUAGGGGCAAUUGUUCUGUUUCUUCAAAUAAAUUUUUUGAGAAUUCUCAUUGCUCUCGUGAAACUCUCUUGGAUGUUAAAUAUGAUAGACUGAAUCUAAAGGACCUGUCUCAAGAUUUCCUUGCUCAAAUAGACAGCCUUCGCACAGUAUUUAAGGAUGAUGACAUUCCUGUUCCCAUCUUGGAGGCAAUUGCUCAAAGAAAAGGUAAUUCUUUCACAGCAGAUUUAGUUGUACACAUUCUAAGAUCGGUUGGCAAUGAUUGGGAGUCAGCUCAUAGGGUUUUUCAAUGGAUUGGGCAGCAGCAUCGGUAUAGACACUCUCUAGAAAGCUUGGAUUUGAUGAUUCAUAUUUUGGGCAAAGCACAUCAAUAUCAGGCCAUGUGGGAGUUGUUUGAAGAUAUAAAAAAUGAGGCCUUUUGGAGCAGACUUAAAACCUUGGAACUCAUCAUUCAGAGCCAUAUGAAAGCUGGAAGGUUGAAAGAUUUAGUGGAUGCUUUUGAGAGGAUGAAAGACUUUGACCAACGAAGUGGUACAGCAGCUUUCAACACCCUUGUUCGAAUUCUCUGCUAUGAAAAGCGUGUUGAGGAUUGCCAAUUAAUAUUUGAGAGAUUGAAAAAUACAUAUUCACCCAAUGAGAAAACUUUUAGUAUUCUCAUCCAUGGAUGGUGUGAGGUAAAUAGGCCAGCAGAUGCAUUCAGAAUACUGGAACAGAUGAACCAGGAAGGUGUUCAGCCAACAUUGGGGGCAUACACAUCCCUUAUUGAGUCACUUUGUGCAAAAGGCAGGAAGGACAUGGCAAAAAUGUUAUUUAAUCAGAUAAAAAGUAGCAUUCUUAGUAAUAUUAAAGAAUCAAAAGAUGUAAAUAAAACAUCAGGGAACAUUUCUACAUUGAAUGAACUAACCCCAGCUCUUGAUUUUGCGGCAUACAAUUGCUUGAUUACUUGCCUCUGUAUGCUAGGUGAAGUAGACGAUGCAUGUGAGGUCUUGGAGAGAAUGGUUAGACAGGGUUUCACUCCAUAUGCAAAGACAUACAGCUGUGUUUUUGAACAGCUUUGCAAAAAAAGAAAGUCUAAAGAAGCCUUUGAACUGUAUAAUAGGGUUUCUGGAACUGUCUUUUUCCCGAGCCUUAAGGUUCAUGACAGUUUGCUUGACAUGUUUUUAUCUACUGGGAAUGUGGAUAUGGCAUUUCAUAUUUGGAAUGAUAUGCAAGAAAAGGGUUAUAAUUGUGGACGUCAGAGUUACAGUGUGCUAAUAGAUGGUCUUUGUUAUAAUGGUCUACUUAUAGAAGCUUUUGAGCAUUUUGUGAAAAUGCUAGAGAAGGGAAUUGUUCCACGCUAUCAAACCUAUAGGAUUUUACGUUCUGGUUUUCUAAAAAUUCGCAACAUGGAAAAGUUUAAUGAGCUCGAAGAGACAAUAAAGCAACUUGAUAAACUAGGUAUACAGCUAGUAAUUCACAGGAAACAAUGACACAAAGUGAUUAGAAGUUAAUAACAGUCAGGGAAAAUGGAUUCUGAUUUGAAUAAUAACUAAUCAGUUAUUAUCAUUAUCGCUGAGCUGUGGAAAGCAGCUAGCAAAUGUGGUCCUCUGCUUAGUCUUUUAAAAGUGCCGUUGGGACCUGCAUGACAGAAAGCUAAAUUGAAAGUAUCAAAGCAACACCACUUCUUGGGUUCCAUCACAAGACACGACAAAAGAUCCUAGACUCAAUUUUCAUCAAUACCUGUUGUGUACACGUGCUUCUCUGUGCCAUUGAGUCUUGCUGUGCCUUGGAGAAAAGUCAACAAUAUUCUUUGUGAUUCUGUAUUUUAAGAAACUGCUACAUUGAGGUUUUGUAGAUCAACAGAAGACCUUCUUGCUCUAUCUGAGAUGCAAGACUUGGAUGUUGAAGAGGCCCUGAGAGUGCUUGAGAAUAAUCACUAACAAUGAUUAGCAAAUGGAGACAUGCCUGGUUUUGAUUUCUGAGUGUAACAUGUACUGACACGCCUCUGAGGUAGCUUUCCUGCACACUAUCUGAAGUUAGAAAAACACAGAAUUAUAUUCAGAGCUACUAAAAGGAAGCAAUUCUAAGAAUCUGGCCUCUUCCUGUAACUGGGAGAUAUUUAUUAUUGUUCAUUGUUUUCAUAUUUUAAUGUACUAAGCGCUAAUCAAAAUCACUUAUUAUUUGUCCUGAUAAAAAUAUCCAGAUUUCCACUGCUCUUCCAGUAACGGAAGAUUAUUACAGCUUGACUAUAUGCUGAGCAGAUGUAUCAAUAAAGCUCUCCAUUCGUCAAA